AUGCCAUAUUUUUCAACCUCUGAAAGUCAUUUGAUCGAGUUCACCACAUCUCACAGCCCCAGAAACCCUAGUCUUGUGGGAUUCAGGGGAACCUUUUACACUGGACCAAGUCAAUGUCUUCAUUUUGCGGACGACUUGAAACCCUGGGGUUCCAAUGCCAUUGCCCUCCAAAUGAAUGUAGAGACUGCGAAGAAGUCGUUGGACUGGCACCUACCUCCUAAUCACGAAAAGGCCAGAAGACCUUACGAGGAUAGAUCCCAGAAAGGAUUUUGGGAUCUGGCCAUCUUUAAACAUGUCCUUUUCACCGCACCGUUAGAAACUGACCCCAAACGCAUUCGCCUUUCUACGGAUAAUUUGGCAUACUUUGAAUAUACCAACGAAGUUGUCCACUCAAGACGCACGAAAGGCGUCCCCCUCAUUGGGCGUAUCCAAUCGCAUUUCACAGGACGCGACCCGUGUGUCGAAAUAUUGGUAGCUCGAGCGUGUGUACCGCUUUUUGAUUACGUAAUCGUUGAGCUGUUCGUCGAGUUUGGUAAUAAGUCUGCCAAAGUUUCGUCUCUAGUUGACGGAACAUCGUAG
Opisthorchis viverrini is the source of this 579-nucleotide messenger RNA. RefSeq lists its product as hypothetical. NCBI's taxonomy places the organism in Eukaryota, Metazoa, Platyhelminthes, Trematoda, Opisthorchiida, Opisthorchiidae. The coding region runs from base 1 to 579 and encodes 192 amino acids. The record is from RefSeq and is a predicted model, not a curated record. The transcript has 4 exons.